UCAAAAUGGCGUCCUUGUCUCGCAGUCGUCCAUCGAUUUCUUCUUUACGUAGAUGCACGAGUUUAUUAUUGGUACAAUCGAAGAACCAUAUAGUUCAAUCGGCUAAAUGCACGAGAACGAUAUGCUGUGCUGACUCUUUGCAAGCCACCAAAACUAGUGUUGUUCAGGCUGUCAUGAAGAGAUUCAGUUCACAUAUCUCAAAAAAUUAUCAAGAAAAAUUUCCACCAGUCCUUGGCUGCAAUGUUCUAUCAGUGAUAGCCACAGAAAACCUUGUUGGCUCAAGUGAGCUUGAAGAGGGUGCAGACAGUGAAGAUGAAGCUACGAGUGGAAGAAAACGUAUAAGAUAUACGCAUCCCCUGGAUGAUGUUCCAUAACUGUAGCUGUGAUUCUACUUCAAAAAUAAAAAUUCCCCAAGCACAUAGCUUUUUAUAAUUUACUCUUUAUAAUUUACUAGGUCAUCUGCACCUCAGGUAUCCCCUGGAUGUUCCACAACUGUAGCUGUAAUUCUACUUCAAAAAAAAAAAGUUCCCCAAACACUUAACUUUUUAUAAGUUACUUUUAUAAUUUAUUAUAUCAUCUGGACCUAAGUAUGACUGUGGUGUAACAUCUUUGAGCAAAAUUACUUUUGAUUAAACCAAUGCUAAAAUGUUUCAUGUGUCUACAGAUGCAAAACAGCUUGUAUAACUUGUGGUUUUGUCAGAAAAAUAAAAUUACAGAAAUUUAACACUA
Molecule: messenger RNA, 729 nt
Organism: Stylophora pistillata
Lineage: Eukaryota; Metazoa; Cnidaria; Anthozoa; Scleractinia; Pocilloporidae
Source: RefSeq, a predicted model, not a curated record